Messenger RNA from Colias croceus (clouded yellow), 3274 nucleotides. It is a transcript of the gene Rip11, whose product is annotated as rab11 family-interacting protein 2. Gene Ontology annotation, molecular function: small GTPase binding. The transcript has a single exon. Gene Ontology annotation, biological process: regulated exocytosis. Gene Ontology annotation, cellular component: intracellular membrane-bounded organelle. NCBI's taxonomy places the organism in Eukaryota, Metazoa, Arthropoda, Insecta, Lepidoptera, Pieridae. The record is from RefSeq and is a predicted model, not a curated record. Bases 143 to 1570 code for a protein of 475 amino acids.
AUCAUUCGCUAUGAUUGUAUUGUGUUGUGUUCUUGUGAUAAUAAACCUACUGACAGUCUAUUUCAAAUAAAGUUGUUUUAGAAAUAAAUUAAUUUAAUUUAAUUAGGCACGAGUGUUCAUUUGUGAAAUUUUAAAAUACAUAAUGUGGGACCCUACACAUGUUCAAGUAACAGUACAAAGAGCUCGUAACUUACUAAUAAAAGGUAAGAACGGUACAAAUAACUGUUUUGUUACCAUCUCUUUGGGUAAGGAAAAAUUUCAAACUUCUGUUAAAAUCAAGUCGACUGAAAACGUUGAGUGGUUCGAAGAAUGUGAAUUGCAUAUACCUACACAGGGAAAUACUGCCGAAAUUGUUUUAAAAGUCUAUUGCGAAGAUUUAAUCAAAGACCAUUUAUUGGGUCAAAUUUCGAUUCCGUUAAAGGACCUAGAUGUCUAUGAACGUGCGAGAAACCGAUGGUAUCCCCUACGGGGAAAGCCUGGAAAGGAAGAUAAGAACAGAGGUGAAUUGGAAGUUAAAGUAGCAUUCAUUGUUAAAGAAGGCAGUUUGAAAGAUCUUUCAAAAAAAGAUAAACACAAAUCUUCAUUAUCAAGUCUCGCUCAGAAUGUUGGAGGUAGUCUUAUGAGCAUUGGAAGUAUUGAAAAACGAAAAAGUAUAAAAAAAUUAGCAAAAAAUUUAGGUUCGAAAAUGAAUCUUACUAAAAAGGAUAAGAAAAACGAUUCAUCUUCUCUGGGUGGUAGUGUUGGUAACCUAAGAAGUUCUAUGUUAUCUACACCAGACACUUCCACACCUAAAAGAUCCUCAGGAGAAGCCGAUCCCGGAGUUAUAAGUGAAGAUGAGGAUGAAUUUGCAUUUGAUGAUCUGUCCCAUAAAAGUUCAGGCAGUUCACUAAAUGUGCAAACUUCAUACAUGCCACGAAUAGCCAAAUAUACACCUUCCCCAGUAAAUGCUUCACUUGAAAAUUUAGGAGGAGGAGAAUUUCUUCGAAGAUCUACCAGCAGUACAUUAGCAACAACAGAAAAAUCUACCCCUCUCAAACCUGUGCGUCUCAGUCUCGACACAUUCACUCCUCCACAGUUGCCUGUUCAGGGCCUAGACAAAAAUGAUGAAUGGUCUCAAAAAUUAGUACCCCGCAAAUCCAUGAGUCAAUUGGCAAUCGAUAGGGAAAAGUCAUCAAGUCUUGAGAGGAACAAAAAAUUAGACAGUCCUAAUUCAUUGAAAGAAAAGCCAAGCCCUAAGUUUUUCAAAAAGUUUGGAAACAAUAAUAAACCUAAAAAAUUGCUAGAGGAACGUAUCAUUGUUGGUGAGGAAAAUAUAGUGGAAGAAGAUGCUAUUAAUCCUGCAUACAAUAACAUCCCUAAGACAAUCUUGCAACAAUUUGAAGGGAUGCCACGUGAGGAUUUGAUAGUAUUAAUUUAUAAUUUGCAAAAGGAUGUUGAAUCAGAAAAAAAGAAAAACAAGGAUCUUGAGAAUUAUUUAGAUGAUUUAUUGCUGAGAGUAAUGGAAACAACACCAAGAAUUUUACAAAAUCCAUAUGUUCGCAAUAACAGUAUGCAUAUAAGAAAUAAGUAAUAUAUAAAUCAUAAAAUAGUAUAAAUCAUUGUUGGAAGUAAGUUUUUUCAACACAGAAAAUGUGACAUUUUUGAAGUAAAUUAUGAGUAUUACCAACAAUGAUAAAUAAAAUUACAAAUACUUAAUACAAUAUAUAUGUUACAUUCUUGAUAAAUAAGAAUAUUUAUAGUUUUAUCUAAAAAAAUAAUUCAUUACAAUAUUGCGUCCGAAACAGUGCCUUAAAGAUUUUAUAAUUCUGUGAUAAAAUUCACAUUCAGGGAUUAUCAGUUGAAUCUUUAUUUACACAAAUAUUGUUAUAUGAUUCUCUGUUAUUGUUUUAGUAACUAUGUAUAAUAAGGUAUUCUAUUGGUCUAUGAUAAUAUCACUGUUAUUAAACAACAGUUAUUGUUAUUUAGAUAGUAUUGUUUAUAGAAUUAAUAAGCAUAUUUUCUUCUUUGAAGGUAUUGUUUGCGUGCCAAAAACAGUCAUCUACUAAAAUUAAAAAUAAAGGCCAUAUCAAACUGAUUAUAAGAUUGUACAAUCUGUUUACUUAAAAUUUACACUGUCAUAUUGGAAAUCUUUUUGAUGAUUUGUGAUAAUUAUUAUAUUUUGAUAUAUUUUAAUUAUACAUACCUACUUGCAAAAAAUCUUUUCAAGAGGCACCAGGCAUAAAGCAUCUAAUGAAAGUAAAGUAUUAUUAUUGUUAAGUGAAAUAAAUACAUAUAUUUUAAAAUCAUCUAUUCAGAUUGUGCUGUUUCUUUUCCUUAUAAAUUGACAAAAAUUCACUAAUUGUAAGGCAAAUUAUUUAUUAUUAGCCAUUUAUGGUUAGUUGCUUUUUUAACAAAAAUAUUUUAUUAUUUUAAAUUAAAAUCUGUCAAUUUAUAAGCUAAAAAAGUUAAAUAAGUAUAAAGAGUUUACCACAAUACCAAUAGGUAAAUAAAUAAUAUGUAAAUUUUGGAAAUAAAAACUUUACCAUAACUUAAUUCAUUGACUUAUAAGUAUCAUAUUUUCCACUUUUAAAAUUAUGCUACUGCUCCCCCAGUAUAACUAACUAAUUAAUUGUAUUUUAUUAUAAACACAAAAGAUUGAUAUGUAUUCAGAAUCCCAAUGUCAUUUAUAUUAAGUUUAUAAAAAUAUUAAAUACUAAAACCAUGUUUGAAAAUAAGUGCAAAUAUACUUGGGUACAUUCCCUUGUGCAAUGAGAUUAGUUUUAAGGGAUACAUAAACAAUUAGAAUAUUAUAACAAUUAUUGUCUUGUGCAAAUAUAUUUAUUACUAAUGUUAAUUAAAUAUUUAUAAAGAUGAAUGCUUGCUAAGUAAACACAUGUAUUGAACUCUCUACACUGACAUUCAUCUUUGUUGAUAUUUCAAAUGAUUUACUCAUUACCUUAUUAAUUAUUAAGUUGAUUUAAUUUCACAGUUGUGAAUAUGCUUUAUUUUCAAAUUAUUUCUUUUAGUAUAUACCUACUUUAAAGCAUAACUAAUGUUAAAACUUUAACUAUAAUUAUUAUAGCAUUACAUACAUACCCAUUAACAUUUAUGUUAAAGUAUCAGGAGAUACUGUAUUCUCUUUUUAUUAGAACUAUCUAAAAAGUGUAAGAGAAUAUUAAGUUCUACCUGAUAAAAUGUAUAGUAACUUCAUUCAUAUAAUAGUGAAAAAAAGGAUUGUGUGCUUUCUAUUGUUGUAAAAUUUGAAUGAUUAAAAUAAACAAUUUUUUUAACCAAA